CCUAAACAAACUCUCCAUAACUUCGACUUCAUCGCCUUCUCAGCACUCCUCACCCUAACGGACUCACCUAAUCUUACCUCACAACGCUCCUGCCGUCUGCUUUUGUCUCUUUCUCCAACCAUUUCUGUCACUUUCAACUAAUAAACUAUUAAUCACUUGAACUGCCACUUUCUGUGCUCUCCUGUCCCCUCUGUUUCGCUCUCUUUUUAGGCUAGAGGAAGAUGGCAGCUGGAAUCCUCUCAGGUCCGGUCACAAGUUUCGGCUAUGUUGGGUUGAAGCCCCACCAGCCCAAGCUGUUUCCGGCAAAGGAUUCGGUUGCAUGGAGCCGGAAAACUGUGUCAAAUGGUUCUAAAACUCAUUGCAUGAAGACAUGGAAUCCAAUCAAUAACAAGAAGUUUGAGACGCUCUCUUAUCUUCCUCCUCUCUCUGAUGACUCGAUUGCAAAGGAGAUAGACUACAUGCUCAAAAAGGGUUGGAUCCCUUGCCUUGAAUUUGACGAAGUGGGAUAUGUAUUUAGGAAGAACAGCCAGAUUCCAGGCUACUACGACGGGAGGUAUUGGACAUUGUGGAAGCUGCCAAUGUUCGGGUGCAAUGAUGCCUCUCAAGUCCUGAAUGAGAUUCAUGAGUGCAAGAAAACGUACCCAAAUGCUUAUAUCCGCUGCUUGGCAUUUGACAAUGAGCACCAGGGUCAGUGCAUGGCCUUUGUCAUUCAAAAACCCACCUGCAGCUAAGGCUUUUCAGUUAGUUUUCCUUCAGAAAGUGGCGUUUGACGAUCAGCUCAACUUUUCUUGUUUUUGAACUUACUAUGGUAUGAAUAAGGUCGUUGAACUA
Molecule: messenger RNA, 831 nt
Organism: Vitis vinifera (wine grape)
Lineage: Eukaryota; Viridiplantae; Streptophyta; Magnoliopsida; Vitales; Vitaceae
Product: ribulose bisphosphate carboxylase small subunit, chloroplastic 3
Exons: 3
Coding region: 222-731 (169 amino acids)
Source: RefSeq, a predicted model, not a curated record